CGAUGGGAAACACAGACAGCCACAGCAGCUUCGUCCUUCCAGCCAAGUCCUCCUGCUCGCUCAGGUUCCCCUCCAGGAAGGAGGAGGCGGCGUCAGCCCGAAGCUGGUGGAGGAGCAGCCAGGGGGGCUGCAGGAGUCGGGGGAGGGGCCACCUCAGUCAGCACACCGCUGGGCCACCAGGCGGGGGCAGGAUCGGUAGCGAGCGGACAUCAGUUUGCGUGUCUUCAGAAAGCGACGGCAGCCCGAAGGUGGUGCUGAGCAAAGAUGGCAGCAUGAGGGUGGAGUUCACCAACACCAGGGUGGUUCCAGUGGAGCCACAGGUGCUGCCCGUCCUCCCGGCCAUCACCACCACCGCGGCCUCCACCCCAGUCGCAGAGCCCUCCCUCCGCACCAGUAAAGGUAGCUCGCUCAGCUCCGAGGGCUCCUGGUACGACUCGCCGUGGGGGAACGGAGCAGCGGCUACACCACCUACUCCUCCACCCGGACAGAGUAUUUCACCUGGAUUCAACUCUAACCUCCUCUUCCCAGCUGCGGAGACCACCGAGUUCACGGCCGCCGCGGGUUAUAACACCUGCUCCUCGGGGCGAACAGAGGACAGCGGCAUCGGGGACUCGGUGAUCCUCCAGCCUGACCUGAGAGACUUCAGCCUGGCUUCACCUUCUUCCUCGGCGUCACUGGAUAACGUUUACACGCUGCCCGCCUUCCCGACGGAACCAGACGUUUCCCUGCAGCAUAGAUUCGUCUCCACGUCCUCGGCGCUGUUGGAUGAUGUCAUCCAUGAGGAGGAGGGGUCAAUAGGAGGCAUGGAGCAGCGAUACUCCUCCCACACGCUGCCUUGCCGCCGGGUGGAGUCUGCCAGCUCUGCCGCCGCCACACCAGGGAGCCGUAAAGACUUCCUGAAGAGCCGAAUUAGACGGCUGAGCGACUGGACAGGAAGUCUGAGCCGGAAGAAGAGAAGAAUCCAGGAGCCUUAUGGCAGUGAAGUCAGUGAUGUCUUUAUCAAUGGACUGGAGUCUGCUACACUAUGGUCCCCCAACCCUCUCCACAUCCUCAACCUGAACCAGAACCAGUUCCCACCGCGGCAGAACGUCUACGAAAACUUCAUGCAGGAGCUGGAGACGGGCUGCAGCCGGACCGAACCGUCAGAGGGGGACGGAGAGGAGGAGGAGAACGACCAGCUGGAUGUCCUGUUGGAGAAGGAACAGGGUGUGGUGCGACGGGCCGGCUGGCUCUCCUUUAAAGCUCUCAUCACUGUCAGCAAGGACAGGAAGCUGGAGCUGGUUGCCCGACGCAAGUGGAGGCACUACUGGGUCACACUGAAAGGUUGCUCUUUGCUGUUUUAUGAGACAUAUGGGAAGAGUGGCAGCGCUGAGCAGGAGCUUUCUCCUCGCUACGCUCUCCUGGCUGACGACAGCAUCGUCCAGGCCGUCCCCGAACACCCAAAAAAGGAGCACGUCUUCUGCCUGAGCAACUCAUACGGAGAUGUCUAUUUGUUCCAGGCCACAAGCCAGACAGAUUUGGAGAACUGGGUGACGGCGAUCCACUCGGCGAGCGCCUCGCUGCUGGCCAGGCGUCAGGGCAAAGAGGACACGCUGCGUCUCCUGCGCUGCCAGAGCCGCUCGCUGUUGCACAAGAUCGACAUGGACGGGAAGAUGAAGAAGAUGGCCGAGCUGCAGCUGUCCGUCAUCAAGGAGCAGAAGAACAGGAAGGCUGUGGAGAGUCAGAUCCAGCAGUGGGAGCAGAACCUGGAGAAACUGAACCUGGAUCUGUUCCGGUUGAAGUGUUACCUGUCGAGCCUGCAGGGCAGCGAGCUCCCGAACCCGAAGAGCCUCCUCGCCGUGGCCAGCCGGCCCUCCAAGAGCAUGCUGGGACGGCUAGGAGUCUUCUCGGUGUCCUCGUUCCACGCUCUGGUGUGCAGUCGAGACGAGGCGACUCUGCGGCGGCGGCGUCUCUCAGGUGGAAACCAGAGGAGACGUGGGCUGCCGUCCUCUCUGAAGUCUCUGGACGGACUGAACAGAAGCUGCAGGGACGAUGGAAAGUGGACAUGUGUUUCUUUAAGUAUAGAGGUGGCGCCCCCUGCAGGCCGUCCAGCAGCUCUGCAGGUGUGUGAUGAGCAGCAGCUUUCAGCCGGCUGUCUCUUCACUCUGAACGUCUGUCGGCCCGACGCUGCGAAAGACUUCGGGUUUGCAGUGACGGGUCAUGUGGACGGAGCAGGGAAGAGUCACAUCUACGUCAGCGAGGUCGACCCGCUGGGACUGUCCGUCAGAGAAGGCCUCAGGGCAGGAGACGAGAUCCUGGCUGUGAACGGAGCCCCCGUAUCCGGACUGGACCUGGAUCUGAUGCAGAGUCUCUUCAGCCACCAGAAGCUCCAGCUGCUGCUCAGAAGAGACGAGUCACAUCACCCAGAGGAGCAUGUUGACCCUGUUGACCCCUCUUCUUCGUCUCCAGAUGACGGCGUCCUGCCUCCUGUUUUUGACGACGCUUCGUCCCCCCCUCAGAACAUGGAGCGCAUGUACUCGCUGUACCAACCCUUCCCAGACGGCCAAGCAGCAGAGUCCGACGUUCCCAGGAACCCGUACGGCAGAGAGGUGGUGCUGCAGACCUCAAGCCCCGCCCACCUGAGUGUGUGUCAGCGUCUACGUAAAGUCAUCGAGGAGCUGGUGGAUACGGAGAAGUCCUACGUUAAGGAUCUGGUGUGUCUGUUUGACAUCUACCUGACGCCGCUGCAGACGGAGACCUUCCUCAGUAAAGACGAGAUGGAGGCGUUGUUCGGCAGUCUACCGGAGAUGUUGGACUUCCAGAGAGUUUUCCUCCAAACGCUGGAGGAGAGAAUCGCUUCCUGUCCGAACUUCAGCAGCCUGGAUACGCCCGAACAGUUCAAGAAACUCCUCUUCUCGUUGGGAGGAUCUUUUCUCUACUACGCCGACCACUUCAAGCUCUACAGCGGCUUCUGCGCCAACCACAUCAAAGUACAGAAAGUUCUGGAGAGAGCGAAGACGGACGCAGCCUUCAAACAGUUCCUGGAGGCCAGAAAUCCGACCAAUCAGCACUCGUGUACGUUAGAGUCGUACCUGAUCAAACCUGUCCAGAGAGUCCUGAAGUACCCGCUGCUGCUCAGAGAGCUGGUGUCUCUGACCGACCCCGAGAGCCCCGAACACACACACCUAACAGAGGCGCUGAGAGCGAUGGAGAAGGUGGCGAGUCACAUCAACGAGAUGCAGAAAAUCUACGAGGAUUACGGCUCCGUGUUCGACCAGCUGGCCGCAGAGCAGAGCGGACCUGACAAACAGGUGACGGAGAUCUCGAUGGGGGAGUUCCUGGUCCAUUCGUCGGUGGUCUGGUUGAACCCGCUGCCGUGUCUGGGCCGACUGAGGAAAGAACCGGAGCUCACGCUGUUCGUUUUCAAACGAGCCGUCAUCCUCGUCUACCGAGAGAACAGCAAACUGAAGAAGAAGAUGUCCGGCUCCCGCUCAGCUGAUCUGGACCCCUUCAGGUUCCGCUGGUUAAUCCCAGUGUCAGCGGUGCAGGUCAGACCGGCCAACAUCACAGGCUCGGAGCAGCCGUGUGUGUGGGAGCUGGUUCACUGCAGGUCAGAGGUGGAGGGGCGGCCGGAGACGGUGUUCCAGCUGUGCAGCAGUGGUUUGGAGACGAAGGCCGGCGUCCUGCGAGUCCUGCGCUCCCUCCUCAGAGACCGAGCACCCACCGGCUCCUUGAGGAGGACCAAACUGUCCACAGCAGAGAGAGGCGGCUCCUGGAGGAGAAGGCAGCAGCGUAGUCGCUCCGACAACCAAAGGACUCCUCAUCACCAACCGGACGAGAGCACCAGGUUGAUCAUGGGAGACACCUGCUCGGAGCCGCUGUUGCCCAGCCACGCCGCCUCCUCCGCGGGGAAGAGGAGCCGACUCUGCUCCCUGACCAGCGACCUGGAGGCUCAGCUGCAGCGGCUCAACUUCAGCGAGGAAGACGCAGAGCAGAGGGACGACGAGAAGAGACGGAGUUCCAGGAGAGAUCAGCUGGAUGUCAACAUGCUGGAGAGAGACUUCAGCGUUCAGAGCAUGACGUCGAUCAUCAACGAGGACUGUUUCUACGACGCCAUGCUGGGAAUCCAAAAGACUGCUGUUCCUUCACUACAGGGCUAAAGCUAACAUAGAGAAGAUUUCUGCUGGCUUUAAA
This is a messenger RNA of Scomber japonicus (chub mackerel), 4173 nucleotides long. RefSeq names its product rho guanine nucleotide exchange factor TIAM2-like. Gene Ontology annotation, cellular component: membrane; synapse. The transcript is spliced from 29 exons. Gene Ontology annotation, biological process: activation of GTPase activity; positive regulation of axonogenesis; small GTPase-mediated signal transduction. Gene Ontology annotation, molecular function: protein binding; guanyl-nucleotide exchange factor activity. The coding region runs from base 3 to 4139 and encodes 1378 amino acids. The record is from RefSeq and is a predicted model, not a curated record. Lineage: Eukaryota; Metazoa; Chordata; Actinopteri; Scombriformes; Scombridae.